AUGAAGGAAACUGAGGCGGGGUUCUGCUUCCGAGCUCCUCUCCCUGUUUGUGACUUGGAUGAUGACGUACCGCUAUAUCCUGACACGAAACGAUUAAAGUUAUGUUCAUCCCGUGUCUCAAGUGUUUACGAGAGAAUCUUCAAUCGGAAUUGUCGGGAUCUUAGUGGGAAAGACAAAAGCAACAACACAACUCAUAACGGUUAUUCCUUUGGAAAUCUACUACCAUCCGUGAGUUUGAAGGCAUUUAAUCGGCCUGGUGAUGUUUGUCAUUAUUUCCUACAAAGUUUUGUAUCCGAUAAUCAUACCUACUCGCAAAAAAUGAAGCAGUCAUCCGUUUUCAGCUCUACUCCAUUUAGUGGUCACACAAAGUCAUCUCUAAAGAAAAAUCACAUUUCAUCUGAAAGGCAGAUAUAUCAACGGCUAUUAGAUAAGGCGUCAUCAUUUUCCCGAACUCCUGCUGGCAAACCUACAAAUAAUUUAUGUGGUUCCAUCACCAUAAAUCUUGACGAAAUUAAAGAUAAUCACUAUUCUUUACUGCGGCAAUGUAAUCUUUCUCCAAUUCUUCCAAGCAACAGAAUCCAGCGAAUUGACGACGCUAGCACAAAUCACCAAACCGUUUCUAUCCCAUCUUCAAAUACCAGUGACUCGAAAACUCGUGCGUGGCUUGAAAGUAUUGCAGAAUCUCCUUACUUGUCGGAUAACUGGCUUAACAACUUGACCUCAAGUUAUCAGGCUAAAAAGAAUGAACGUGAACGUGACUAUGAGUUGGCGAGAGCAAACAUACGAUUUUGGGAGAAGCAGCGUGCUUCAGCUGAAAAAGAGCGUAUUGACAAUCUUGAACAGAGGCUUGCUUGUUUACUAAGAACACCUCCUAUUCUGGAAGAUCCAUAUUUAGUACCUCAACCUAUUCCUAUUGAACUGCCGUAUAAACCUGUCAAAGUUAAAGAACCCAAAGUACCAAUUCUUCCUGUUUUAACUGCACCUCAACUAGCUGAGAUUGAAGCAGCCCUUCGUACUGGUUCUCCAGAUGAAGUACUUGUAGAUAAAUAUAAAUUAGUUGUUACACGUCGUGAAUUAAUGACAUUAACUGGAACAAAUUGGUUAAGCGAUAUGGUAAUCAAUUUCUACUUACAAUUGUUACAACAUCGAAGUCAACAUCAAACAAAUCUUCCUCGUAUCGCUGUUUUAUCAACAUUUUUUUAUGCAAAGUUAACAGCACCAAUAGGUGGAGGUUAUUCAGGAGUACGACGUUGGACACGACAAUCAAAAUUAUUUGAUCAAGAUAUUGUACUUAUUCCAAUUCAUGACAGAGGAAUGCAUUGGUGUUUAAGUUGUAUUGAUUUACGUGUCAAAACGAUAACAUAUUACGAUUCCAUGGGCUCUGGUAACAUGAAGUGUUUGAAACAGUUGAUGGAUUACUUGAAACAUGAAUCAUUAGAUAAAAGAAAUGUUGAACUGCCAGAUCCGGAUUCUUGGAAACUCGUUAAUACAGAGGACACUGUGCCUCAACAGUUCAACGGUUCCGAUUGUGGUGUUUUCCUCUGUACAUUUGGUGAAUUCAUCUCUCGUGAUGCUUCAUUUACAUUUAGUCAGGAUGAUAUGCCAGGAAUACGUAAACGUAUGAUCUAUGAAAUAUUGACACAACAAUUAUUAACUACAAAUUUCAAAUUAAUUGAUGAUAAUAAAUAA
Messenger RNA from Schistosoma spindalis, 1689 nucleotides. NCBI's taxonomy places the organism in Eukaryota, Metazoa, Platyhelminthes, Trematoda, Strigeidida, Schistosomatidae. The record is from the annotation of a GenBank genome assembly.